AUGGACAUGAUAAAAGAAUUCAACUCAGAGGCACAUGAGUGGUUAUCAAAUAUUGAGUUCAAUCAUUGGACUUUGAGUAAGUUUGACACUAGAGUGAAGGUAGAACACAUUACCAACAAUUUCGUUGAGUCAUUCAAUGAUUGGAUAGAGGAGCAUCGUUACAAGCCUUCAGUGGAUCUAUUGGAAGGGCUAAGAAUGCAACAAUCAGCCAUGAUGUAUGCUAGGAAAAAGACUGCAGAAAGAUGGGAGCACAAGCUCACUCCAAAGGUCCAUCAAAAGGUACACGAACUACUCAAGAAAGGUCGACGAGCACACGUAACAAGGGUUGGUGAAGAAGAAUUUCAGGUUGAUUAUGACAAGAAAAGUUGUAUUGUAAGAUUAAAUGAAUGGUACUGCAUUUGUGGGCAAUGGCAGGUCAAAGGAAUACCAUGCAUACACGCAGCUGCUUGUAUAAGCAAAAUUAGGGCCAACAUAGAAGAUUAUUGCUCACCAUACUUCACCAUUGAAAUGUGGAGGAAGACUUUCCAGGGUGUAAUUCAUCCCAUAGCUGAUGAAUCUAUGUGGCCUGAGUUUAAUGAUGAAGAACUAUUGCCUCCUGUCAUAAAGGUGCAACCAAGAAGACCCAAAAAACAUCGCAGAAGAAGAGUUCCUGGAGAGGAGAGACCAUUGUCAUCAAUGAUAGAAAACCAGCUAGAGAGACAUAUUCAAGUUGGGAGCUUAGAUGAAUCUCCUGAGGAGAUGCACUUGUCUGGAGCACUAUUAGAUAUUUUCUCAACUCAGGAUACUUAG
Molecule: messenger RNA, 789 nt
Organism: Humulus lupulus (European hop)
Lineage: Eukaryota; Viridiplantae; Streptophyta; Magnoliopsida; Rosales; Cannabaceae
Exons: 2
Coding region: 1-789 (262 amino acids)
Molecular function (GO): zinc ion binding
Source: RefSeq, a predicted model, not a curated record